UCCCCGGCGGCGGGCAGAGGAAGGGCGCGGGCGGGUGUCGCGCCUGCGCAGAGCGCGCGGCCCGGCGGCGUGCGGGUUGUUGUGCGGCGGCGGCAAGAUGGCGGCGCACGGGGGUUCGGCCGCCUCCUCCUCGGCGCUGAAGGGGUUAAUCCAGCAGUUCACCGCCAUCACGGGUGCCAGUGAAAGCGUGGGAAAGCAUAUGCUUGAAGCAUGCAACAAUAACCUGGAGAUGGCUGUCACCAUGUUUCUGGAUGGUGGAGGCAUAGCAGAAGAGCCCAGCACCAGCUCUGCAGGGGUGUCUGCUGUUCGACCGCACACUGAGGAUGAAGUACGAGCUCCAAUUCCUCAAAAACAAGAAAUUUUAGUAGAGCCUGAGCCCUUGUUUGGAGCUCCUAAAAGACGCAGACCUGCGCGCUCAAUAUUUGAUGGUUUUCGGGAUUUUCAAACAGAAACCAUUCGACAGGAACAGGAGCUACGAAAUGGAGGGGCAGUAGAUAAGAAGCUCACUACUCUAGCAGACCUCUUCAGACCUCCCAUUGAUCUGAUGCACAAAGGCAGCUUUGAAACGGCCAAGGAGUGUGGUCAGAUGCAGAACAAAUGGCUCAUGAUAAACAUUCAGAAUGUGCAAGAUUUUGCCUGUCAGUGUCUCAACCGCGAUGUCUGGAGCAAUGAGGCUGUGAAGAACAUAAUCCGGGAACAUUUCAUUUUUUGGCAGGUAUACCACGACAGUGAGGAAGGACAGAGGUACAUACAGUUUUAUAAACUAGCAGACUUCCCUUAUGUCUCCAUCCUGGAUCCCAGGACAGGCCAGAAACUAGUGGAGUGGCACCAGCUAGAUGUUACUUCUUUCUUGGACCAAGUGACUGGGUUCCUGAGUGAGCAUGGACAGCUGGACGGCCAUUCUACUAGUCCUCCCCAAAAAUGCUCUCGUUCAGAGAGUCUCAUUGAUGCUAGUGAGGACAGCCAGUUGGAAGCUGCCAUCAGAGCCUCGUUACAGGAGACGCAUUUUGAUUCCUCACAGGCCAAGCAGGAGAGUCGGUCAGAUGAGGAGUCCGAGUCGGAGCUUUUUUCUGGAAGCGAAGAGUUUAUUUCGGUUUGCGGAUCUGAGGAGGAGGAGGAAUCGGAGAAUCCUGCCAAGAUGAGGAAGUCUCCGCACAAGGACUUGGGGUAUAAAAAAGAGGAGAGCCGGAGGCCUCAGCCUGAGCCCCCUGCAAGGACUGAGCCUGGCACAACAUCAAAUCACCGAGUACUGCCUUGCAUUGAUGCAGGGAUACUGGAGGAGUCAACUGACAAGCCUGAAAGUACAUUUCAGGGCCUAGAUGUGAAUGGACCAAAGGCACAGCUGAUGCUAAGGUAUCCAGAUGGAAAGAGGGAACAAAUUUCACUGCCCGAACAAGCUAAACUUCUGGCUCUUGUGAAACAUGUCCAGUCAAAAGGAUACCCCAACGAACGCUUUGAACUUCUCACCAAUUUCCCUCGAAGGAAACUCUCCCACCUGGACUAUGAGAUCACGUUACAGGAGGCAGGCCUGUGUCCUCAAGAGACUGUCUUUGUGCAGGAAAGGAAUUAGCACCGUGGCCUGAGUUCUCCCAGCCUUCCUCCCCUCUCCUCUUUGCCUGGGACACCAACUCAUUAAAUAUGCAGUUGAGGGUCAUAGGAUUGCAGCGCUGAAAUCAGGCAGGCAGCUGGCUGGCCCUUCUCUCUCUUCUUCCCUUCUCCUGCUCUAGUGACCAAAUGAGAGUGUUCAGAGAUUUAUUUUCUUCCUCAGCUUGGGCCCUGUGGAGAGCAUCGAGAAGAACAUCUUCCCUUUGUUUUCAUGGAAUAAAGUAGAACGGUGAUCUGUGUAUGCAGUAUGCUGGGGCUUGGAAUGGCCAUAGUACACAUACCCUUCUCGCUGCUAUUCUUAAAUCUGUUUUGUUUAAUUUAUUUUUGAAAAUAGUGUGUGAUAAGGCACUGAGUCAUCUCUCUGUAAGGAGAGAGUGUAAUCUUCAGUACAGUCUUUCCUUUGUUUUGAUUCUCUACAUGAAAGGUCUCCAUUAACCGUACAGCCUUCUUAAGGGUUCACUUAUCAUAGAAUCAUAGAAUGGUUCAGGUUGGAAGGGACCUUAAAAAUAAUCUACUUCCAGCCCCCCUGCCAUGGGCAGGGACACCACUCUGUGAAAACUUGGGUUUUGGGAAGGAGUUGGGUUGAGCUGUGGUGAGAUACUUUGCCUCCAUCUAAUCUAAAGACUUCUAGAUUGCAUGCAUGUUUUCCUCCUGCUUUAAAUGCUGCCAGUAGAGAUGGUAAGAAAAGCAACCAACCACAAAUAAAUCCCCAGCUAUACUCUAUAUGGGAUUGACUGCUUGGCCCCGAGGGAAAUCUGCGUGUCCGCUGUUGGAGCAGAUUUGACUCCUUGGUGGGGUUUCCAUUUGUUCUCUUCCCAACAUCCCCUAAGUGUCUCCUUUUUACUUGCUCUCAGGAUUUUGCAAAUGAUGAUAGAAGGUGGCAGGAUACUGUAAAGAUCUUGGACUCUCUGGAGAACGCCUGUUGCAACCUGUUAGUUGGCUUUUUUCUUUGCCUGGUGUUUUGUUUUGUUUUCCCCAGGAGUGACUAGCUUUGCAGGGGUUUUAGAGCACUGACUGCAAUUGAGCAGGACAGCAAGUCCUAGGCAGGUUUUCUUUCAUUGAUUAAAAACAUACAGCCUUGCCAAACUGUGGAAUGAAUUAAUGCUUUAUAAAGGACUUCACAGCCUGGUGGCUCCCAUGCUCUAGGCCGCUUUUUAUUCUAUUUUCAUGUUCAUCUACCGUCACUUACCUCUAAAUAUGGAAAGCUGCUCCUUUAUUUAGGCUCUCUUUUCAUCUGCGGAAGGUGGCACCAGAAGUCACACAGGCGUAUCCUGUGCGUACACUGGGCCGUGCAGAGUGCCCUGUUUUCCCAAUGUCUUCUCUAAACAUUGAGCUGUUCAUCAAUUGGUGUUAGGGUAGGCAUUACAGUGGGAUAAAAGUUGACUAAAACAACCAUCCUCAAGGUGGAUGUCAAAUUUGUGUAUUUACAAUGAAGAACUCAGUGUAGCGUGCUCUCAUCAGUGAGGAAAACGGCAUGUGAGACCUACCAUAACUGCUAACUCUCUGCAACUGUCAGCUGAUUAUACUUGUUAAAGACUUUCUUUAGUGGUCAGAAAUUUAGUGUAGACUAAAACUUUGCAAGAUGUUUUGCCUUUAAUUUCAUACUAGCCUGCAUACUUUGUAGUCUUUGAAUGUAGGGAAUCACAGACAAUGUCUUGCGUUUCCCCUGGUAAUGCCCACUCACAGGUGUCGUCUUCUCACAAUUGAGGUUUUACAUGUAAUCAUACAACUGAUUUCCCUUCUACACAAAAACUAUUUUGCAUUCUGCUGCAAGAUGCAGUACCAGGAAAGCAAAAUCUGGUAGCAGUUUCCCAAUCAACAGUUGAUGUGACAUCGGAUGUCCUUUUUUGUUUGUAAAGAGGCUCUGUCAUGGAGGCUGCUUUAGAAAGUGAAUUGCAGGGCCAGCAGAAGAGCCGGGGGGGGUUGGUGUUUGGUCUGUGAAGCAGCAGUGGCAUCUGUAGACUGAAGGAUCCUUUGUGUUUCUAGGAUAUCCCAAUUCAUAACUCGGACGUACGAGAGAGUGGGACACAAGGAAACCCUUUCCAUGUAGGUCUGAUGCUUCCCUAAGUAGCUCCAGCUGUCUAGUUGAAAUAACUCACUCUUACGUUUGUUGCCUUGAAACUCAUUACCUCUUCUGUGGUUAGCCACAAGAAAAUCAAGGCGGGCUGCCGACAGGACAGAGUUCCCAACACGUGUAUAGAUAGAUAGUCCUUUGGUCUCCCUCAGGUGGGCUGGCAUGGGAGCAUGGUGACCUUUCCUGCUCUCCUGCCUGUUCCUGCCAGCGUAAGCAGGGAGCCUUUGUGGUCCCUCCGAUUCCUCUUGUGCAUGGCGGUUGGUUGGCUGUGUUUGCUGGUGGAGGGCCAGCUCAUUUUGGACAGGCUUGGGUUUGUUAUCCGCGCUGGGAACGUUGUUCCACCUCAGCUUUUCUAGCAGUUAAGUUCAACAGACAAAAUUGACUCUUGCCUUUUCAGUCCUAGGUCUGUUUUACUGGUGGCUUCUCUUCACCCCUGCCCCUUGCGGCUGGUCCUGAUGUAGGUGGGGCUAGGCUGUCCUAUGUGAAAGCGAUCUGCUAGAGAAUAGCUAACAGCUGUAUCCCCAGUGGGGAAGGGGGGAAACUGCACUGCAGGCAGGAGCAUGAACUUCUUCCAUCGGUUCCGCUGCUGGAGAGAUUGUGCGCUGCGUGGGCCCGUGCUGUGAACCUUCCUGUCUUACCCCCUCUUUCAGAGCUAAGCGUCUGAGGUGCAGGGCAGUGGGCAGCCGACAACUCCUUCCUUUCCUCUUUGCUCAGCUGUAGGGAAAAGAGUAACCUUACAUUCAUCAUUUUGCUAUCAAAAACAGAAGUGGGAGCCCUAGGUUAGCUUUUCAUUGCUUUUGUUAUGCCAAGAGGAGCUGGGUCACCUCUCUCAUGAGGAAGGAAACAUUGCACUUGGCUGCUGCAAGUUGAUUUUUAAACCACCAAGAAGCAUGCCUCUUGAGCACGGUAAAUGGUUUUGCCUGCGGGUGUAGUGAGACCAGGAGUCCUUACGCUCACUUCAUUUUUAAUUUCUUGAGAUUUUAUUUAGAAAAAUAUUAGUAUUUUUAUAACCUAACAGGGAAAGAAGAAUGUGAAACUGAAGAUCUACAUUGAAAAUGGGAUUUUUUUUUUUUUUUUCCCUCUGUCUCACAGUUCCUAGUAGUUUGUUCUGUUCCAAGAAAUUAUGAGCCUGUUUGUUUUGCUUUGUUUCUCUGGCCCGGUGUGUUUUUUCUUCCAGUUUUCUUUUGCUUUGGUCUGGGAGCAGGGGGCAGAGGAAAAAAAUGUUUUUGAGAAAUAUGCGUCCCUGCAUGUGACUCUUCUCUCCCUUUGUCCCUCUCCCCUCUUUCCUCCUCCUUCCUAACCCAAAUAAAACCAGUGUUGCAGCACACGCGUCAGUCAGCUGUGCUGCGGUGGCUGAAAGCUGUUCAGAAACAGCACCAGCCAGGAUUCAGCCUCUUCAGAUCUUCAUUCAUGUUGAAGCCCUUUGGAGUUUUGGAGGCACGUGUUUUGCUGGCCUGAGGAACGUGGCUGAAAAUGUUAACCAAGUUCUGCCUGCGACCGCUCGUAGCAGUGAAGGUGUUAAGCUAGUUGGGCUGUUUUUAUAAAGAGCCUUUGUCACAGUUGUUCUAGAUGUUAAAUCUGAAGUUCACAUUCCUUUUGACAAGGUUGGAAAAAAUGCCUUAAAUCUCUGAUUGCAAAUAUGAUGUUGAAAUAUGAAGGACAAAGGAAAAAAAUCCUUCAAAGGCUGUGGUUUGUGGCUUCCUAUGGGUGUUGCUUGGCCGUAAUUUGCACGUUGUGUUGCAAGGACUGCCAUGAGUUUGGAGGAGCAGAAGUGCAUGUAGACAGUGGAAGUCUUUCUGGGUAGAGAACUAAAGAGAGCUAAUGUGUUUCAAGCUGUAGCUUCUUGCUGCUUGCGGAGAUGUUUCCUUUGCGUGUGCUCUUCAUUUAACAAUGCUUUGUUUCUAUAUUUAAUGUCUAACUGCAGCUAAUAGUCACAGUCACGGCAAUAUUCAGAAACAAGGCAAAAUGAACGCUGGCUUUUCCUACCAGGUGCUGUUGACACAUCUACUGUUGGCUUCCUGCUUGUGAUCCUUCAGAGGCCCAGAGAAGGAUUUCAGGUCUUCCUGAUGAUACGUGCUCCAAGUCAAGCUGAUUGACCAGCUUCAACCUCACUGCAUUCCCUACUGACAUAAAAAAGGCUGAUCAAGGCCAUGCCAAACAUUUUUGGUUAUUUUCGUUAGGUUUGGAAUUUAGGUCUGCAGUUUUUACAUGCCUGAUGUUCAUGGACUGAAGUACGUUGCCCUUCCUGGUGAAUCAGAUAAGAUAAAUAUUAAAGGAAUGUCCAUGUAUGUGCAUAAUAGCCAAGUAAAAUAUAGUUGUCUCCAAAGGUACCUUUGUUCCUAAGUAGUUUUAAACAGCAGUUUUACAUCAGCAUGCUUUCCAGAGCUCCCUAGAUCUUCUGCCUCGCUGUUACAGGAGAAUAACACCUCUUCUCCGUUAAAGCAUGUCCAUUUUUCACUGCUGUUUGCAUUUCAUGUGCUCCACUACUUUCAUAGAUGCAUUUUUAAAAGACUACCAAAUUUAUAUACUCAUCUGCACCAGCUUUUACCAGCUUCCGCUUUUACUGGUGCUAUGUUUUGUGCCCUUGCGGAAAUUGGCAGCUGGUUUUAGUACAUGUUUUAAUAAAUAAACCUCACUGCUGAAGGGCCUGAUCUCUCAAAUUUCUGUUCUUGCUGGAGCACCAAGCUUGUUUGCAGGGGCUCAAGAGCAACAAGUGCUAAACCGGAAGUAAUUUUCUUUUGGGGGCAAGGCGUCGCUUGUGCUGCAUUUUGUCAGAUACUGGCUGUGGGGAUGCGUAAAAUGUGGUGUUUGUGGUUGUUUUUCUAAACCACAUAGAAACAGAUAACAGAGACACCUGCGUGGGAAUGCCCAUGACAAUGGGAAGACGCAUGUCAUUUCAGGAACUCAUCACUUAAUUUUUAUCCCUUCUUAGUUUUUAGCAAAUGUCACUACUUUCUUCUUGUUUAAUCCCUUUUUUAGUCAAGUUAGUUGAAAAACAGGUAGUCCUGUGCUCCGAGAGGAGGAGGGGUAGCGGACAUGCGCUUUAGGUGGGUGAAGUGCAAAGUCUCAGUCCCAUAAAAACUGGGUACACCGUGUCUGUCUGUUUUAAUAGAUUUGAUUGCAGCCUCUCCUCUCCCCCACCCUUCCUAUUUAUUUAUUUUGACAGAAAUUACUUUCUACAAAACAGAACAGCCGCUGUUCUAAAGGCAAAAUAGAACUCGCCUUUUGAACCCUGUGUUGGCCAUCUGCAUUGUUGGAAGUACCCGCAGUCGCGUGUUUGGAGACCGGCUGUCGAGGUCUGUUGGUUGAUGUUCUGCAAAGACAGUGUCGCCAAGGUUUUCUCUGUUUGAGCCCAAGAUCGUACCGCAGUUUGGUUAUACUCCGCUGUCUGCCCCUGAACCGGCGAGGUUAAUGGAUACGCUUUCUGUGAUGUUGUACAGGAUGACUUUUGCUCCGGUGUCCUCUUGUCCGUGAGAUCCUUAGUGUCUGUCCACUCCCAAUAAAUAUAGCCAUAUGUAUAUACAUAUAUAUACACACACACACGUGUUUUUAAUCGGAGAAUGGGGCACUUAACACCAGUGCCUCAACUUGCCUCAGUUUUUUGUUUUUUUCACAUGGGUGUAUUAUGAGUGAUUGCAGAAGUUGGGGAUUUGGUCACUGUCUCUAAUUACUGUGAGUGUCUGCAGUACAGAGAAAAGUCAUUUCGUAACUGCUUGUUAAAUGGUGCUGCGACUUUAAGGUAUAGAAGGAUAGAUAGUAAAAGUACUUGGAGCAGGGCAACGAGGUGCUAUUUUAUAGAACAGAUUUAUAUGAAGAACAUCUGGGUAAAACUCAGCUCGGAGACGUGGUGCCUCAUCAGAGACACCAGGCUAUAGGAUAGAUGAUUUUUAUAAAUGAGGCUGUUUCCUCUAAUUGGUGAACUUACAGUGUCAAAAUUAUGACAUUUUGAUACUGUAAAAUCACCAAUUAGAGGAAACAAGGAAACAGCCUCAUUUAUUUUUUUUUUUUUUUCAAAAUUAUAAAAUUUUGAAAGCCUGUCAGUUUUUACGGUAGCCACUUUCUUCUUCAAUGAUGACGACUUCACGUGGGAGGAGGGAGAGGAUUAAUUUGGAAUAUUUCGGCUCACUGUGCUGGGAGGGACCAAACUCAAGGAAACCUCUGAUCUAUAUACACAACUGCUGCAUUUUUUUAUAAAUAUAUGUAAAUGUCCUAUUGU
This is a messenger RNA of Chroicocephalus ridibundus (black-headed gull), 7895 nucleotides long. RefSeq names its product UBX domain protein 7 (gene UBXN7). Gene Ontology annotation, molecular function: ubiquitin binding. Lineage: Eukaryota; Metazoa; Chordata; Aves; Charadriiformes; Laridae. The coding region runs from base 98 to 1570 and encodes 490 amino acids. Gene Ontology annotation, biological process: proteasome-mediated ubiquitin-dependent protein catabolic process. The transcript is spliced from 11 exons. Gene Ontology annotation, cellular component: nucleus. The record is from RefSeq and is a predicted model, not a curated record.